This is a messenger RNA of Funneliformis geosporum, 290 nucleotides long. The record is from the annotation of a GenBank genome assembly. NCBI's taxonomy places the organism in Eukaryota, Fungi, Glomeromycota, Glomeromycetes, Glomerales, Glomeraceae.
UACUUGACAAAAGACAUACGCAAGGAAAGGAACUUUAUUCUCCUCACCCUCGACUUUGUGAAAAUUCUAGUCCUCUCAUUGAUUUCGCGUAUAAACAUGUGAGAAGUACAGUAACUGAUUGUCCGUUUGCUGGGACAAUCACACAAGAUUUACUGGAAAGCGGUUCUGACUCAAUGUCUGGACAAGCCUUUUCAGACAUGCCUUUUACGUUUUUCGUUGGAGGCGAAAAGGCUGGUCUAGCAACUAGGCAGAGGAAAAAUCGUAGCAGAACUUCAAGUAAUAUACUGUAG